GCUAUCAUCCAAUCCAUUCCUUUCUGAAAAUUCUAGAACCUCUCUCUUUGUAUCCUCGCUUCCCUUCCUUCCUUCCUUCUUCUUCUUAUUCUCCUCCUUCAACCCUCGCCACCUCUCUCACCGCUUCACCGCCUCUCAAUCCCUCUGAGAUUCUCACCCAGGUUUAGCUAUGGCGUCGAAACGUAUCUUGAAGGAGCUCAAGGAUUUGCAGAAGGACCCUCCGACCUCUUGCAGUGCCGGUCCUGUGGCUGAGGACAUGUUUCACUGGCAAGCCACAAUCAUGGGACCUGCUGAUAGCCCAUAUGCAGGUGGUGUUUUCCUGGUUUCGAUUCAUUUUCCUCCUGAUUAUCCAUUCAAGCCACCAAAGGUGGCAUUUAGGACUAAGGUAUUUCACCCGAACAUCAACAGUAAUGGCAGUAUAUGCCUUGACAUUCUUAAAGAACAGUGGAGUCCAGCACUAACCAUUUCCAAGGUCCUUCUGUCAAUUUGCUCCUUGUUGACGGACCCCAACCCCGAUGAUCCUCUUGUGCCUGAAAUUGCGCACAUGUACAAGACUGACCGGGCCAAGUAUGAAGCUACCGCUCGCAGCUGGACACAGAAGUAUGCCAUGGGAUGACCGCCUGCCCGAAAGCUGUUUAAUGAAGCAGCAGCAGCAAUGUCAUGAUUUAUGUAAAACAAAAGAUAUUUUGAAUGAAUUUGAAUGAAUGCUUUCUUCUAUUGUUAGUGGAACUCAACAAUGGUAAGGGACCUGGUUAUGAUUUGUGAAUAUUUCUUUGUAAGGCACUUGUGAUGGAAGAAACGGUAAUGUAAUGUUUAUGCAAACUUUUUGGUUGUUGAUUUGAUAUUCCAAACGAGUAACUGAGUUAUAAAGCCUACAAAUUUGGCAGUUGCUGCA
Molecule: messenger RNA, 895 nt
Organism: Lotus japonicus
Lineage: Eukaryota; Viridiplantae; Streptophyta; Magnoliopsida; Fabales; Fabaceae
Product: ubiquitin-conjugating enzyme E2-17 kDa
Exons: 5
Coding region: 170-616 (148 amino acids)
Biological process (GO): protein polyubiquitination
Cellular component (GO): nucleus
Molecular function (GO): ubiquitin conjugating enzyme activity
Source: RefSeq, a predicted model, not a curated record